Molecule: messenger RNA, 4579 nt
Organism: Schistocerca serialis cubense
Lineage: Eukaryota; Metazoa; Arthropoda; Insecta; Orthoptera; Acrididae
Exons: 4
Coding region: 354-3998 (1214 amino acids)
Molecular function (GO): zinc ion binding; nucleic acid binding
Source: RefSeq, a predicted model, not a curated record
UGUAUGUCUAAUGAGUACCUCUGGAAAUCAUCUUAAUCUGCAUGCUCAGAAAGCAUGUUUAAUAGGGUAGUCAAUCUACUGCCCAUUUCCACAGAAAGGAUGAUUUAUAAGGCAGAGAAGUAACUUCAGUUUUAUAAAAGCAAAGUUACAGCAAUUAAAGCAUAAAAUAAUAAUCACUUACCAAUACUUUACCAAACUUUCGCCCAGAAACUGGAUACGACGGAUUCAGCUCCAACGCCCAACCUGAAGAUCACCAGUAACUCAUCUCGCACCUGGACGAGGUUUUCGGCCAGUGAAAUUGAAGGAUUCAUCUCUGCAGUCUUCAAUGCCAGUAAUUUGCUUGAUUUGACACAAUGAAUUACCAAGAAACAACAGAAGAUUUAAAUACAUUUGUCGACAAAUUAGCCAACCUGAUAAAUGAUACUUUCAAAUCCUGCAUAAAGAACUAUGAUACAUUACUGCCGUUCCUUAGUAAAAAGGAAAUAAAUGCUAAAAUACAUCACAGAUUAGUAUUUGUUAAUAUACUGUUGAACAAGUUAAAUGAAGAACUUUCAGGACUUAUAACUGAAUAUGUAACUGUGUCACCAUACGAACAAAAAGAGGAGACUGUUCUGUUUGAAGGAGGGAGGAGGAGAAGAAAGUCCCAUAUGCUGAAGUUAGACGGACAACAGACUGAAAGUAAAAAAAGUCCAUAUUCCAAUAAUAGAAAGUGUUCCAUUGCUUUAACUUCACAAACUGGAAUCAAUAUACAAUCAGAUAAUUUAUUAUUAAUUGGUACUGAGAAAGCAAUUAAUACACAGCCACAGAAAUUGGACAUGCAAGAGAAGAAAAAUGUAAAAACAGAAACACAAGAUUCAAAUAAAUUUGAAGGAGGUACGAAGAGAAUAAUGUCUGAUGUGGUUGAUUUAGACAGACAUGAGACCAAAAGUAUAAAAAUGGAAUUGCCAUUUUCCGAUAAUUCGAAGUGUUCCAUUCCAUUAACUUCACAGACUGGAACCAAUAUAAAACCAGAAAAUUUGGUAUUAAGGGAUAAUGAAGAAACAAGUAACACACAAGCACGGAAGGCGGACAUGCAAGAGAAGAAAAAUAUAAAAACUGAAGCACAAGAGUCAAAUAAAGUUGAAGAAGGUAGAAGGAGAAUAAUAUAUGAUGUGCUAGAUUUAGGCAGACAUGAGACCAAAAGUAUAAAAGUGGAUGUGCCAUUUUCUGAUAAUGCCAAGUGUUCCAUUCCAUUAACUUCACAGACUGGAACCAAUGUGAAAUCAGAGAAUUCACUGUUAAGGGAUAAUGCACUGAAGUUGGAUAUGCAAGGGAAGAAAAAUAUAAAAAUAGAAACACAAGAUUCAAAUAAAGUCAAAGGAGGCAGGAAGAGAAUAACAAGCGAUGUGCUUGAUGUAGGCAGACACGAGACCAAAAGUAUGAAAGUGGAAGUGCCAUUUUCCGAUAAUACCAAAUAUUCCAUUCCAUUAAUUUCAUGGACUGGAACCAAUAUAAAGUCAGAAAAUUCAGUAUUAAGGGAUAAUGAACAAACCAGUAAUAUACAGGCACAAAAGUCAGACAUGCAUGCAAAGAAAAACAUAAAAACCGAAAUACAAGAAUCAAAUGAAGUUGAAGAUAUACAUGAAUUCCCCAUAACUAGUUGUCAGAUUCCUGUGGCUCACAACUUGUAUGACACUACAAAUAAUGGAGCAACAGUUCAUUUUGCUGGUGAUGGGGUAAAUGCAUCUGUUGUAGAUAGACAUGUAGUGGGUAAUGUGUGUAAUACACCUUUUGACACUCUUACUCACAGUGAAAAUAAUGAAAUGUGUGCUCCAUUACUAAAUGUAGGAAGUGAGACUAGCAGUCAGGAGAAACGUGAAAACACUGACAAUGUUCUUAGUAAAGAUCAUGACAUUUACAGAGGACUGCGAGAAGAAGUUGGCUGUACCACUUCUCUUUCUGCCCAUGCAAAAAGAUCAUUUGACAGUAAAGAACCUCCUGUUACUUUCAGUACUUGUGAUAAUCAAUCUGCUGUGUUACUAGGAGGGAGAGAAAAUAGCUUUUACGGGGGAUGGAGAGAAGCUCCUCAUUGUCCUAGAACAUAUAUAAACGGUGAUGUCCCUGCUCAGAGAUCAGAGAAAUGGUGUAGAGCAGAAGAUUCACUAUGUGGUAUCAUAAAGAUCAGAAAUGGGAUGUAUAGAUCUUCACUUUUUUGUGACAUGGCAGUGUUUGGUCAUGUGAGAGGAAAGCAGUAUAAAAGAGCACGAAUAACUGCCAGGAGAGAGAGAAAAUUGGAGAAUUUGAUAUUAAUUGAUAGAACAGUAACAAGUGAUACAGAGGAAGAGAAUUUGUUGUACAUGCUUGCAAAGAAAAGCAUAAAGAUGAAACUACAAGAUUUAAAUAAAGUUGAAGGAGAUGAGAAGAGAAGAAUGUCUGAUGCACUCGAUUUAGGCAGACAGGAGACCAAAAGUAUAAAAAUGGAAGAGCCAUUUUCUGAUCAUAAAAAGUAUUCUAUCCCUUUAACUUCACAGACUGGAAUCAAUAUAAAGUCAGAUAAUUUGGCAUUAAUGGAUAAUGAAGAAACAAGUAAUACACAGGCACAGAAGUUGGACAUGCAUGUGAAGAAAAACAUAAAAUCAGAAGUACAAGAAUCAAAUGAAGUUGAAGGAAUACAUGAAUCCCUCAUAACUAGUCAUCAGAUUCCUGUGGCUCAGAAAUUGUAUAACACUACAAAUAAUGGAAUGACCGUUCGUUUUAUUGGUGAUGAGGUAAAUGCAUCUGUUACAGAUAGAUAUGUGCAGGAUAAUGCAUUUGAUAAACGUUUUGACACGUUUACUCACAGAGUAAAUAAUGAAGAGUGUAUUCCAUUUCGAAAUAUAGGAAAUGAUACUAGCAACCAAGAGAAAUGUGAAGACAGUGGCAGUGUUCUUAGUACAGAUUAUGACAUUUACAGAGGACUGCAAGGAGAAGUUGGCCGUACCAUUUGUUUUUCUGAUGAAGUAAAAAGACCAUUCGACAGUAAAGAGCCUCCUGUUACUUCCAGUACUUGUGAUAAGCAAUCUGCUGUGUUUAUAGAACAGAGAGCAAAUAGCCGUAUUGAGGGAGGGAGAAGAGCUCCUCAUUCUCGUAUAAAAUAUGAAAAAGAUGAUGUACCAGUGCAGAGAUCAGAGGAACGGUGUAGAGCAGAAGAUAUACUAUAUGGUAUCACAGAAAUCGAGGAUGGGUCAUAUAGAUGUACAGUGUGUGAUUGUAAACUUGUUUGUGGCAUGUCAGUGCUUGGUCAUGUGAGAGAAAAGCAGCAUGAAACAGCACGAAUAACUGCCAUGAAGAAUGAUUGUACCAAAGGGCCUGAAGUUCCAAAUAACAGUUGUGGAGGUGAACUUGUUAACUACCAGGCAGAGGAGGAUCAUAUGAAAGGAAAGAAGCAUAAAAUAAAACAAGAAACUGCUGAAAAGAACAAUUGUCCCAAAAAGUUUGAAAUUUCAAGCAACAGCUGUGAAAGUACUACACCUGUUUCUUUGUGUUCAGCUGUUUCUUGCUCACUUGCUGACAGUGUUGCUAUUGUAGAGGAUCGACAUCAGGCAAUGUCAGUGAAACGUUCAGUUAUGUUAAAUGAUAUAUGGACAUAUUUUUAUGCACCAUUCCACAUUAACAAAAAAUUCAUCAGGUUUCAUUCAAGGCAAAUAAUCUGCUCCCUUUGUUGGGAACAACUAGGAAGAUACAUAUUAAAUAUAAGGGUACACAUUUCUAGCUUAAGUCAUCUUGAUCGGGUAAAUAUAUUACGAAAUAUUGAACUGAAAAAUAAGUCAUCCAAUAAACAACUAUUGGAUAUACCAGGCAGUCUAAAGAACAUUGUUCCUGCUACUCAGUUUAGCUGGAGAAACAAUGGUUUCUUUUGUAGUGUGUGCAACUGUUUCUGUGAAAAAGCACUUAUAUUAAGUCAUAUGACAGGUGCAAGCCAUGGCAGAAAGCUAGAUGAAAUGAAAAACUUGGUAGAGCUAACAACUGUAACAGUGUGAGAAAGUCGAAAUGAUGAAUUAAAAAUGUGUGAGAUUAUGAUGUUAAUUUUACUGUAUAUAUAUUAUUUCCUUUGAUUGUUUGUUAAUGUAGUGUGAUGACUAUUGAUUAAGCUGCCAAGGCAGAGAUUGGAUAGCUCCAGAGUCCAGUCAUCUAAUAUUAAGAUUUUUUUAUUACAUAAAAAGAAAUACUCUUCUGUAGCAAAGUUUUAUAUGGCUCAACUGUUUAGUCGGAGGAAAGAACUCCUGUGGUAUUAUAGCCAGAAUCAGGAUUAUUUUGUCCUCCCCCCUUUUCCUUCUUUCCAUCACCCCUUCCCACAUCUCUCUCUCUCUCUAUCUAUCUACCUACCUUUAAAUUUACAACUGCGUACCAUGGAAAUGAUAACAGGAAGAUCAGUGUACAGUUAUUUAAUUUGUCACAUGUUGUAAAUGUGUAUUCAAUCAGUCUGCUGAUAUGUACUGAUUAUUAUUAGAGAUUGAGUGUCUGCCAAAGAAAAGUGAAGAAAGAAUUGCAUCACACAACAGUUAUCCAAAAGUGUCACCAAGGGUAUCAUUUUUAAGAAGGCGCCAUUGGGUAAAGUGAG